Molecule: messenger RNA, 794 nt
Organism: Linum tenue
Lineage: Eukaryota; Viridiplantae; Streptophyta; Magnoliopsida; Malpighiales; Linaceae
Source: the annotation of a GenBank genome assembly
GUGCAGAUAAUGCAUGACCCGUAGUCAGUCGGGAGGUUUACUGCCGUUGGAUCCAGAGAUUGAACGCACCUACCACCAACUUAGGAGACAACAGCGAGCUAGACUGGCUACGGUAGAGCGCAUAGACGGCCAUUUGAGCAGCGAGUCCGAGGACGAGUACGAGAUGGAAGGCGACCACAACCCACCUCCGGGGAAUCAGCUCUUGGGGAGCGACCCCAGACCCCAGGCACCGCCGCAGGAUCCCACUUUGGAGUACUAUUACACUACACGGAUUGCUGACAUCCGCCCAGUCAUCCUCUAUCCGCCCAUUCCAGCGAACAACUUCGAGAUCACGCCAUGCUGGAUUCAGCUCAUAACAUUCUCUAUCCAGUUCCAUGGCUUGAAGGAUGAGGAAGCAAGGGUGCACCUUUCCCGUUUUCUGCAGCUGACGAACGGGUUCAAGCUGAACGGUGUCCCGGAUGACGCAAUCCGCCUUCACCUCUUCCCCCAUUCUGUGGCUGGGAAUGCUAAGAGGUGGUUGGAGACCCAGCCCCCAUUGUCCAUCACUUCUUGGGACGAUCUGGCAGAUAAGUUCGUGCACAGGUACUAUCCGGCAUCGAAGACCACAGAGAUUCAGCGGGAGAUCACUCACUUCCGCCAAGAGCCAGACGAGUCACUUCGUGAUGCAUGGAAGCGGUACAUGGGAUAUUUCUGGCAGUGUCCCCAUCAUGGCUUCAGUGAUGCAUUCACAGUGGGGAACUUCUACAUAUGAUUUCCGCGUCUGAAUCUGCUUUUGCUUCUUUCUCUAUGGAGUA